Messenger RNA from Periophthalmus magnuspinnatus, 2002 nucleotides. It is a transcript of the gene paox, whose product is annotated as polyamine oxidase. The transcript has 10 exons. The record is from RefSeq and is a predicted model, not a curated record. Bases 120 to 1613 code for a protein of 497 amino acids. NCBI's taxonomy places the organism in Eukaryota, Metazoa, Chordata, Actinopteri, Gobiiformes, Gobiidae. Gene Ontology annotation, molecular function: polyamine oxidase activity.
GACCUUUGUGUUGCCAUAGUUCACUUCCGCUUCAUCUUGCUGUUACACGACAAAGUAAGUUUUACAGACCCUGGCCAACACAAAGCCUGGUUGUGUGUAUUUAAGAUAAAACUCUCUAUAUGGACUCCGUGAAGUCAGAAAACAUAAACGCUAAAAUAGUAAUCGUAGGAAGCGGAAUAGCAGGAAUAUCAGCGGCUGUGGAGCUCACAGCUGCAGGUUUUACAAAUGUGCAGAUUCUUGAAGCGACAGGGAGAAGCGGAGGAAGGAUCAAGACCGGUAGACUGGGCGAUAAUGUUGUGGAGAUAGGAGCCAACUGGAUCCAUGGCCCAAGUGAAGAGAACCCAGUGUUCUGUCUGGCUCGUCGGUAUGGCCUGCUGGACCCAGAAGCACUCACACCCGAAAACCAGGCCAUGGAGGUUGGAGGACACCCCCCAUGGGUUCCCAACUUCUUCACCAGCACAGGCCGCAAGCUGGAUGCAGAAUGUAUACUUCCUCUUCAGAUGACAUGUCUUGAAAUCCUUGAGGAAAGUUCAUCGUUUGAGGGCAAAGAAGAGCCUUUUCCCAGUGUAGGGGAAUUCAUUUGCUCAAAGGCCUUAGAGAAGUGGGCAGAUGCAGACAAAGCCACCAGAUCCUUAGGUUUUUCUGUAGUCAGUAACUUGCUGAAGGGUGAAUGCUGUGUCAAUGGCACUCACAGUCUGGAUGAAGUAGGUCUUGGAGCAUUUAGCCUCUACAAAACUCUACCAGGACUCGACUGCACAUUUCCAAAAGGUUAUGAAGGCUUGAUACAGAACCUGCUAUCGGAGCUCCCUUCAGAUACAGUGAAAUACAAUUGUCCCGUUCGUUGCAUUGAGUGGAACAACACAGAGACGGAAAGCCCUGUGAUAGUCGAGUGUGAAGAUGGAGACAGGAUGACAGCAGACCAUGUUAUUGUCACAGUCUCCCUGGGAUACCUCAAGAAACACCAUUCAACAUUGUUUCGACCUCCUCUUCCUCUUCACAAACUGCACUCAAUUCAGAGACAAGGUUUUGGCACAAACAAUAAAAUAUUUGUGGAAUUUGACUCAGCCUGGUGGGAUGCUGACUGCGAGGUCAUGCAUUUCUUGUGGGAAGAUGAAAAUUCCUUAGUGGAUAAAACAUUGGACCUGCAGUCUUCGUGGAUAAAGAAGUUAUUUGGCUUCACUGUUUUGAAACCCACUGAGAGAUAUGGUCAUCUUCUUUGUGGCUGGAUUGCUGGCCAUGAAUCAGAGUAUAUGGAAACCCUUUCUGAUCAAGAGGUGACACAAGCUGUAACUCAACUUAUAAGAAGAUUCACAGGUAACCCCAUCCUCACACCAAAGAGGGUUCUGCGCUCUCAGUGGUUCCAUAAUCCAUGGACUUGUGGAUCGUACAGUUUCCCAGGAACAGGCUGCUCAUCUCAAGACCUCAAAAAUCUGGCGGAACCUCUUCCAACAACUGGACCACAGCCACUGCAGGUGCUGUUUGCUGGUGAGGCUACUCAUCCUUGUUUCUACUCUACGGUGCAUGGGGCUCUGCUGACGGGACAGAGAGAGGCAGACAGACUACUCUCUCACUACUCCAGCACUUCCACCAAUCAUGUUCUAUCAAAACUUUAGAUGAAGUCAUAACUAACUAUGCAACUUAUGAAGUAUGUACAAUGUUCACUUUAUGAAAAUAUGACUUACAUGAUGUACUUGAUAAAUAUGGAUCAUUAAGAUAAGGCCUUAUUCCAAAGAUCAGUGAUGUUUCAGAGAGCAGAUCUGGUUGACACUGGGAUUCUUGUUUUUAAAUGGGGGUAUUGAAAGUUCAAUUUUUAUUUUAUUUUUUAUUGAUAAUGUUAACACUCAACAGUUUAAUCCUUUAUUAUGAUGAUUCUUGCAGUGUCGAUUUUUUUUGUUUUAAUAAAAGGCAUACUGUUUGUAAAAAGUAGCUUUAAAAUCAUUUAUGCUUAACCCAUCUGAUAUAUAACAUAUAAAAUAAAUACAAGUGUAUUUCUUUAAAUGUU